UUUGUAUUGAACACAAAAAGUAAACACAAGAACAAGAGAUCCAUUGAAAAGACAAUUAAUAAUUGUUUGAAUCGUUGGAUGCAAUGGAAACGGAGGACUCUUUCGGUCCGUUGUCACCGACCAAUCCGUUUGCCGACAAACUGGCCAUGGAUUUGGCCGAAGACGACGACAACGAGACUGUCAUCGACUCGGACUUCGGCGACGAAGACAUCGACCAA
Messenger RNA from Medioppia subpectinata, 218 nucleotides. The record is from the annotation of a GenBank genome assembly. NCBI's taxonomy places the organism in Eukaryota, Metazoa, Arthropoda, Arachnida, Sarcoptiformes, Oppiidae.